CUAAUACAUACAACCAGUAACCAUCGCCACGAUGAAGUUGUUCUCCUUCGUCCUCACGACAAUCCUUUCUAUCAGCAGCCUCGUCGCCGCUGUGACUCCUGGUACCUGUACCGGCACCUGCCAGGGAUAUUCCCAUGACCCCGCCAUCAUACGCCGUACCAGUGAUGGUACUUAUUUCCGCUUCAGCACCGGCGGCAAGAUCAACAUUGCCACCUCGUCCUCCCUUCAGGGACCUUGGACACUGAAGGGUGCCGCUAUCCCGGCCGGUUCUAAGAUCGGAAUCUCGGGCUCAUCCGAUCUGUGGGCUCCCGAUGUCACCGGCCCCAUCAGUGGCUACUAUUAUCUGUACUACUCCGUCAGCACUUUCGGCAGCCAAGUUUCCGCUAUCGGUGUUGCUCGUUCAACCACCAUGGACUACGGCAGCUGGGAAGAUCUCGGUGCGACUGGAAUCGCCUCCCAGGCCGGCAGUGCCUACAAUGCCAUCGACGGCAACCUCGUCAGCACCUCGAAUGGUUACUACAUGACCUUUGGCAGUUUCUGGGGCGAUCUCUACCAGGUCGCUAUGGCGACCCCUCCCACCUCGGUGCGAUCCGGCUCCACCUCCUACCAGGUUGCCUACAACAGCACCGGCAGCCAUGCCGUCGAGGGAGGCUUCGUCUACGCGCAGGGUAGCUACUACUACCUUUUCUUCAGCGCCGGAGUGUGCUGUGGAUACGACUCGAGCCGUCCGGCUCAGGGUGAAGAGUACCGCAUCAACGUCUGCCGUUCGACCGCUGUCGGUGGACCAUACGUUGACGCCAGUGGACGCUCAUGCACCAGUGGAGGAGGAACCACCGUCCUGCAAAGUCAAGGAUGGCUCUACGGCCCCGGUGGACAGGGUGUCUACACCGAUCCUAGCCUCGGCUCUGUUCUUUACUACCACUACGUCAACACGAAUGUCGGAUACGCUGAUGGUCAAAAGACUUUCGGAUGGAGCGUGCUCAGCUUUAGCACUGGAUGGCCGGUG
Molecule: messenger RNA, 1006 nt
Organism: Tricharina praecox
Lineage: Eukaryota; Fungi; Ascomycota; Pezizomycetes; Pezizales; Pyronemataceae
Product: putative arabinan endo-1,5-alpha-L-arabinosidase A
Exons: 4
Biological process (GO): carbohydrate metabolic process
Molecular function (GO): arabinan endo-1,5-alpha-L-arabinosidase activity
Source: RefSeq, a predicted model, not a curated record